This is a messenger RNA of Alligator sinensis (Chinese alligator), 2904 nucleotides long. It is a transcript of the gene IRAK4, whose product is annotated as interleukin 1 receptor associated kinase 4. The coding region runs from base 249 to 1655 and encodes 468 amino acids. The transcript is spliced from 13 exons. Gene Ontology annotation, biological process: signal transduction; protein phosphorylation. The record is from RefSeq and is a predicted model, not a curated record. NCBI's taxonomy places the organism in Eukaryota, Metazoa, Chordata, Crocodylia, Alligatoridae. Gene Ontology annotation, molecular function: ATP binding; protein serine/threonine kinase activity; magnesium ion binding.
GGAAGCUCCGCCCCUGCUCAGGGGUUUGCCCACGCGCGAGGAAGCCGGCCGCACAUGGACAGCACCACAGUCCCGAGCACGCGGGAAGGAAGGGUGGUCGGACCGUACCAUCCGCUUCCACGCAGUAGGAAGGAGUCGGGCCGCGUUCCGGGUUCACUACUCUCCUGUCUGGCACUGCACCGUCUGCGCAGCUUGGAGUGAGGGAGUCUGGGAUAUAUUGGAAAGACUCGUGGACUUAGGAACCAAAGAUGAGCAAAUCGGUAACUCCUUCCACAUAUGUUCGUUGCAUUGGCUAUGGACUGAUGAGGCAACUGGCUGAUUUCCUUGAUCCACAAGAAGGAUGGAAGAAGCUUGCCGUAGACAUAAAAAACCCUUCUGGUGAAAACAGAUACAAUCAAAUGCAUAUUAGGAGAUUUGAAGGAUUAAUACAAAUGGGAAAGAGCCCCACCAUGGAAUUACUUUUUGACUGGGGAACAUCCAACUGCACAGUUAGUGAUCUUGUGGAUAUAUUAAUAAAGAAUCAGCUCUUGGCACCAGCCACUCUUUUGCUUCCAGAUGAUGUUCAGGUGGCAAAUGACAUUACCUGGCAAACGACAAUACCUUUUUCUUCACAAGAAACUAUGCCUAUAUGUGGGAAGCAAGUGCCAGUGCAGGAAAAACAAGUUACAACUUUAAAGCCUGUUUUAGCUCAGGAUAAUGAGCAGCAACCUUCAGCUCCUCCCUGCUUAUAUCAAGAGAACAACAGCCCAGAGUUGAGUGACAAAGAUUUCCUCAGUUUUUGGUUUCAUGAGUUGGAAAGUAUUACAAAUAAUUUCGAUGAGCGACCUGAAUCAGCUGGAGGUAACAAACUGGGAGAGGGUGGCUUUGGAGUUGUGUUCAAAGGCUGCAUCAAUGGAAGAACUGUGGCAGUGAAAAAGCUUGCUGCUAUGGUUGAUGUUAGUAUUCAAGAUUUGAAACAGCAGUUUGAUCAAGAAAUAAAAACAUUAGCAAAGUGUCAUCAUGAAAACCUAGUAGAACUGCUGGGCUUCUCAAGUGAUGGUGAUCAACCUUGUCUUGUUUAUGAAUUCAUGCCCAAUGGUUCACUGCUUGACAGAUUAGCUUGUCUAGAUGACACAGCACCAAUUCCCUGGAGUACAAGAUGCAAAAUUUCUCAUGGUACAGCAAAUGGCAUCAACUUUUUGCAUGAAAACAAUCACAUUCACAGAGAUGUUAAAAGUGCAAAUAUCUUAUUAAAUGAGGCAUUUGUGCCAAAAAUUUCUGACUUUGGGCUUGCAAGGGCAUCGGUGAAAUUCACACAAACUAUUAUGACCGAUAGAAUUGUGGGAACAGCAGCCUACAUGGCACCUGAAGCUCUACGUGGAGAGAUAACACCCAAAGCGGAUAUUUUUAGCUUUGGUGUGGUUUUACUGGAACUAAUAACAGGGCUUUCUCCAGUGGAUGAAAACCGUGAGCCACAGUUGCUGUUAAGUAUCACAGAAGAAAUUGAAGAUGAAGAGAAGACAAUUGAAGAUUAUGUAGAUGAAAAGAUGAGUGAUUGGGAUACCACGUCAAUUAAUAAAAUGUAUACAAUUGCUAGCCAAUGUUUGAGUGAAAAAAAGAACAGAAGACCAGACAUUAAGAUGGUCCAACAGCAUCUGCAGAAGAUAAUUCCCUGACAUUUAUUUCUCAUUUGAUACAUGUUUCAUGUAUGUUCAUUUUCUAAAAUAUCAGCUUUACAUUCCAGUUGGACUCUAGCAAACAUGGACUUCUGUAUCCGGUUGGAUGUCAUGUCUGCAUUCUGAGCUUUUGUGGCUUAUAUGAAGACUAUGUUGAUGAAAAGAUGACUCCUUUGUUACCACAGCACCAUUUUUUGUGACACCGUUAAAGCCAUUUUCUCAAAUAAUUUGUGCCUUAACCAUUAAAGAGAUCUGAUAUGACUAAGACCUGGUAUCCUAACCCUCAAAGUUAUAAUACUUCACUCCCAUGAGUCUCUCUUUACUAACUUCGGAGAGCAAGAGAACUAAAAAUCUGUUUCUGGCAAUACAUGUUAUGUUGUUGCUAUACUUUCUCCACACUUCUGCAGAUCUCUGGGCAAUCAAUAUACUUGCUAUAAUAUAUCAGGAAACAGACUGACUAGGCCUUUUCUUUUUCUAAUGAAAGCAAAAGCAUUUCUAAUUGUGGAACAUGGCUUAUAUUACUCUUGUCAAGAGUUCAGGUAACUUGCAUUAAUAAUUUGUUCCAUGCAAUGUACAAUAAAAAUACUGGCAAUACCCAUUUGAACAAAUUAGUUGAGAAUGUAUUUCAGAUUCAUGCAACAUUUGGAAACACAAGCUGAUGAGUGUUUAGAUUAAUUUAAAGUUUUCUCAGGAUUAUUGGUGAUAUGGAGAUCUAAAUGGAGAUAUGCUUUCUUCACUGGAUUUUUUUUAGUAAGAAUAAAUAAGUGCGCUGCAAUGUGAAUAUAUAGCAGAGGACAGAAAUGGUAGAUGUGGGUUCUCUUCUGUCGAGUCAUGACAUGAGAAGGCAUUUAUCUUGUUUCUGUUUCCCUACUUAGGAAAAGAAAGUUUUAUCCUGCUUUUGUAAACUACUAAAAGAGCUUUGAAAAAGAUACUAUAACUAAAAUAUUACAUACAAAAAUCCAUUUGGACUGAAAAGUGUACAGUAUAGUGCUAUUUUAGGACUAAUUUGCAUUCCUUUAUUUGGGCUAAUGACAGAGUUCUUGAAAGCUGAUAGAGUGGGGUGGGAGUAUUAUACAGUGGCAAUUUGCAUACUUGAAUGUGUUAAUAAAAAUGCAGGUAGAGUAACUCAAGUAUAAACAGUUGCAUUCAAUUUUUAGACUUAAGACCUAAAUCAGUGAUAACGUAUUAAAAUAUUAUUGUUUGUAAAUGGAAGCUAUGACUUUAAAUAAACCUUAUCUUUUGCAUCUAC